Messenger RNA from Pararge aegeria (speckled wood butterfly), 585 nucleotides. RefSeq lists its product as uncharacterized. The coding region runs from base 108 to 461 and encodes 117 amino acids. Lineage: Eukaryota; Metazoa; Arthropoda; Insecta; Lepidoptera; Nymphalidae. The transcript is spliced from 4 exons. The record is from RefSeq and is a predicted model, not a curated record.
AGUAUAUAAAGUCGUUCCAUCAGUGGAAAUUCAGCAGCUCAUCUCGACAUCAGCAAAACUAACUUAACAUCUAAGCCAAGAAUUAAAACUUCUAUAAAUUCCACAAAAUGGCCUUCGGAAACGUCUACUUCCUCGUUUUUACGGCGCUGGUAGCCGUAAACAUAAUUUUUGCUGAUGAUACGCUUCUAUCAGACGAAAAUCAAGUCGACCUCACUGAGAGUGUAUCCCGUCAAGCAAGACAGGCCGAGGAACGACUAUUCUUCAACACUUUAACAACUCAAUGCAAUUACACGUCUAAUCCCGGUAACUAUUGCGCCAGCUGCACUCGAGCAGUUCGGUGUCAAUCUAACAACGUUGGAAUUGUGCGCCGCUGCAAUGGCUUAAUCUUACGGUACUGCAACGGUGGCCGCUGCUCAAUCUUCCCUGAUCCCGUCGCCUGCAACGGGACUAGCUCCGGCUAAAUUUGAGAACAUAACUCAAUCGCUACACUAACUGAUUUCGCAACACAAAUUACCUGAAAUUUAUAUAUUUUCAAUAGUUUCUUCAACUAAUGUAAUCCUUUAAUAAAUGUCUGUUAGCCAAAUA